Mycena citricolor is the source of this 2241-nucleotide messenger RNA. The record is from the annotation of a GenBank genome assembly. Lineage: Eukaryota; Fungi; Basidiomycota; Agaricomycetes; Agaricales; Mycenaceae.
UACAUAUCCAACCGGUGUUACCAUGCGCGGCCCCUUUUCGAUGUACCAUCCGCGCAGCCGAUCUUAUGUACGAACCCAACCCAAUCAACGAAGCUAUUGCAUGAGACGAUUACCCUGGUGUAUCUCGAUUGCACUGCAGGUGUUCGCUGAUUGUCUGCAGCAUACACUAUAGGCCAGUGUGUGUAGGUACAGAGCUCCUCCGUUCCGCACAGGGACCCAUGCGUCCCACGCCUAAACUGCAUUGAGUUGUCAGACCGCAACCCCGUUUCCCUCGCAUCUGCUAUGGACAAGUGGUUAUGAUCAAUGGACGGCUCAGCUGGUCUUUAAAUGGCGUCCCAUGACCGCGCACUAGCGUUCUUCCAGAUGAACUCUCUCGCGGCUUCACGUCAACAUUCUCGUUAUAUAACCUCGCUAGACCGAGAUGAAUACUUGGUGCCUCAUUUGAUCCCUCUCCCUGCAUGGCUUCCUCUCCAGACGCUCUUGAUCGCGAUCGUGAAGAGCGCGCUUUGACCAGGAAGAUCUUGUGGAAGCUCGACUGUCAUGUCCUGCCUCCUCUGGCGCUGCUCUGGCUCUGUAAUUUUAUAGAUCGAUCCAACGUUGGCAACGCGCGAAUUGCUGGCCUCGAGAAGAGCACUGGCCUGCAUGGAAAUCAGUUCAACAUCGUUCUCACCGGUGAGAAGCGUGGUUCUCCAUCUCCACCAGAGGCAAUGCACUCAUUGGCGCGCUGUAGUCUUCUACCUGACGUGAACAUCCCCGCGCAUUCCCGCCGCUUUUUUAACUCUCUCCGUAGCUACCUCGCCUCCGAAAUACCCUCGAACCUCAUCCUCAAGAGGAUGAAAGCCAACCGAUGGCUCCCUCUGAUCGUCUUCUUGUGGGGCGCCGUGACAAUCAUGACCUGCUUUGUGCACAACUUUGGCGGACUGAUCGCCAUUCGCCUCGCUCUGGGGAUGUGCGAAGGCGCGUUGGUUCAAGGAAGUGGUUUACUUCCAGGCAUGAUUCUCUAUCUGAGUACUAUCUAUAAACCACACGAACUGCAACUCCGUGUCGGGAUAUUCUACGCGUCGGCUUCGCUUUCCGGGGCCUUUGGAGGUCUGCUUGCGACUGGAAUCCUGUCUAUGGACGGCCUCGGCGGACUGGCCGGCUGGAAAUGGAUAUUCGUCAUCGAAGGUUUGGCCACUGUGGUCGUAAGCAUUAUCGCCGCCUACUUCAUGCCUGAGGGGAUCGCGACGGCAUCGUUUCUUACACCGGAAGAGAGAAGAUUUGCAUUAAACAGAUUCCACGGGGUCGUUUACGAGGCCCCUGUCGAGACGUCCGAGAAGGGCGAGACGUCGAUCACGGAAAAUGCCGGACCAUCUGAUGCUCCCGUAGUUCAUCUGACGGACGAGAAAUUCGAGUGGAGAGAGGUCGUGCGAGGUUUGACGGACUUCCAGACCUGGGUGACUGGUAUCGCCUACCUGGGGCUGAUCGUUUCGCUCUACUCGUUCUCACUAUUCCUGCCGACGAUUGUGGCCGGUCUGAACUACACCGGCAAAUCCGCCCAGCUGCACACCGUCCCGCCCUAUGUUCCUGCGACCGUUCUCACAGUGCUGGUCGCGUUUCUCAGUGAUCGACUGAAGUGGCGCGGGCCGUUUAUCCUGAUAUGUCUUCCUUUUGCUAUUACAGGAUACAUUCUCGCCAUUGCUGCGAAAACUAACGCUCAGCGUUACGGAGCCGUCUUCUUGAUCGCCGCGGGUGUAUAUCCGAGUGGACCUGCGAUCCUUUCCAUCCUACCGAAUAACAGCAGCGGCUACUACAAGCGCGCCACUACAACCGCCCUGCAGCUGGCGAUCGGGAAUGCCGGUGGAUUCAUCGCCACAAACAUCUACACGACUGACCAGGCCCCAAAGUACAUCAAAGGUCACAGCAUCGUCCUCGGAUUCCUCAUCCUCGCCUGGUUCAUGAUCGCCGUCCACGUACUGCACGUCUUCCGGGAGAACAAGGCCAGAGCGCAGGGCCGGCGUCACGGUAAUAUCACUGCCUACAACGCCCUGCGCGAUGCGGGCUUGACCAGCGCCCCCAUCGGCGACAGGGACCCCGCAUUUCGCUUCACGCCAUGAAGACCCUGGCAGCUACAAACAUAUAAUUUCCAUUCGAUGGUGCAGUACAACACUCAGUGGUGGAAAGUGGGGGGAGGUAGGGAGUAAGUCAAUAGCGUGUCCGCCUUGUUAUCAGUUGGCAUUUUCAGCCCAUGACGACGCAAAC